GUGAGUCACAUUGGUAGGUACUGGAAACAGUGCACACCCCGAUCGUUCAGUGACAGUCGCAAACAUUUUGACAGGUCAAAGUUGUAAAAAUCCAUUUGUAUUUUAUCGAAAAAACCACUCAAGAAGUGCAUUUUCCCGUGCGAUACAUGUCUCAAUGGAUGCCCCAAGUGUCCUCGGUGAAAUGGCGCAAUAGCGGGUAGUGGGAAAAGUGGUGCGAAAGACGCAUUGUGGAGUUUAUAUCUCCACCACACUUGGUUGUUCACACACACAGAAAACGGAAAGAAAAUGUCAAAGCUGUCUUUCCGGGCGAGGGCUCUGGACCCCUCGAAGCCCCUCCCGAUCCACCUGGCGGAGGAGCUGCCCGACCUGCCAGAGUACUCGGCCAUCAACAGGGCUGUGCCCCAGAUGCCCAGCGGCAUGGAAAAGGAAGAGGAGUCUGAGCAUCAUUUGCAACGUGCCAUCUGCACUGGCCUCAUCAUCCCAACACCUGAGGUUUUUCAGACCGAUCCUGAGUUCUAUGACAGGAACUAUCCCAAGGAUUACAAAAUGCCGCGCCAGUUGAUUCACAUGCAGCCCAUCAGCAUGGAGCAGGAUAUCCCGGACUAUGAUAUGGACAGCGGGGAUGAAGUGUGGGUUAAUUCACGGUUGGACCUGAAUCCAUACAAGUUUGAGCAGAUGAUGGAUCGUCUGGAGAAGAGUUCCGGGCAGACUGUCAUUACGCUGAAUGAGGCGAAGGCUCUACUUAAGCAGGAUGACGAAAUCAGUAUUGCAGUGUACGAUUAUUGGCUCAAUAAGCGACUUAAAACGCAACAUCCUCUGAUACUCUCUGUGAAGACGGAGAAUCGGGGCGGACAGACAGCCAAUAAUCCCUAUUUGGCAUUUAGAAGGCGAACUGAAAAGAUGCAAACGCGGAAGAAUCGCAAGAAUGACGAGGCUUCUUACGAGAAAAUGCUCAAAUUGAGACGAGACCUCAGUCGAGCAGUCACCCUUCUGGAGAUGAUCAAGAGGCGUGAGAAGGCAAAGCGAGAGCAUCUGCACUUGAGCAUUGAGGUAUUUGAGAAGAGAUACCAAGUUCGGGAUUUCAGUGGACAUCUUUUGGCGGAAUAUUCAUCAAAUGCUUCCAAAAAUGCCAACAGAUCUGCUUUCGCUCCACUCCUAGGCAAUCAAUACUCACACUUAGCCGGAUCGCAUUCGUCCGCGUCGACGACGUCCAUGUGGCCGAAUUCGAACAAUAUGAGCUAUUCAGCUCAGUAUUCUGGCCAUCAUCAUCAUCACCACCAUCACCACUCACAGAUGUUCGGAGGAGUUAAGGGUGACAUGGAUAUGGGGCUUAAUCUGGUGGCCAAUAGCAGUGGAUCGUCGCGCAAGGAGAAGAGACAGUACAAGAAGAGGAAACAUAAAUACAUUCCACGUAGUGCUCAGGGUAGCAGCUCGAUAGGAACGUCCAGCGCAGCAAACUUAAUUCCAGGUGGCGGAGAUUCUGUGGUGUCGUCGGAGGAGGAUGAUUUGCUUUACAGUCUGUCACAGGGCGGAGCUGGGGAAAUGUCGGAGGAUGAGGGCACGUAUGCCUUCCGACGGAACCUGAACUGUCAAUACAAAAAGCCAAUUCACAGUGGGGUGGGAGCGUGGUCGCGAGUGUCGCGUGCGAGAAAUACCUGUCCCAGCUAUCGGUGUAAGUUUACGCUAGGCUCCGUGAGUGAUAACGAACGGAGUUUUGUGCGGAGACGUGUUGGUCGAGGAGGGAGGAUAGUGAUUGAUCGGUUGUCCACUGAUGUGGACGAUGUGUGGUCUAAGUUGGAUUAUACAAUUUUCGACAGUUGGAAGGCACAAAAAGAAGCCGAACAGCCGAUUGUUGUAAAGCUGGAGGACGUGGAGGGUCGAGGGGAAGGUGUGUGCAACGGUGAAGGUAGUGAGGUGACAGUAUUGAAGUCAGACAAUGAGACAGUGCCGAAUAGUGUGAGUCCACUACGAGAUGAUUGUGUGGAUUGGUGUGAGCAGGAUAUGGAGGACUAUGAAGACAUUGUGCCACAAAAUGUGCGCGAAAUGUUAAGAAAAGGUGAUUUUACGCGGGAAUCUCUGUCGUGCUAUCGACCAAAACGUCCUGCGAUAGUGUCACAUUCACCAUCCCCAGUUCCGGAACUCCUUGAGGACAGAGAUGUCCAUUUGGAGAUUCAAGCGAUUGAAGAUAGGAGUCUUACGUGUGAUUUUCUUCUCUCGGACAACAUCUUCUACCCCACACCCUUCACCCUAGAUGAUCUUAUAAGUUCUAGUGAUCUCAAUUUAGACAGUGAUUUCACCACCAGCCUCCACGAUGACACAACCUCAGAUACCCAGCCAGAUGUCAGUAUCGGAUGCUCCAAGUUUACUGUGGCAGAUGCCUCAGGAAGUCACAAGUCUGAAGCGUCACCCAGUAAAGCCCUACAGAGCAGCACAAGGACAUCCAGGAGAGCGUCCACUGAGAGGAUGGAAAGUGAAAAUAUCGCAGACACAUCCAAUGACAGUGAUGAUGUUCCUCUCGUGGCCUACCAGAUUGAGUCCCAGGCAGCUGCAGCAGCAGCAGCAGCAGCAGCCGCCGCUGGGGCAUCAACAUCAUCCGCGGGAGUUUCAGAGGCACAAGGAAUCGUCCUGGGACUCUCGACGCCCUCCAGGAGUGUCCUCAAUGGCUCCAAUGACAACAAGAAUGUUGUGGCGCGGAGUAGAAGCAACCUGUUUCAGGCUGUGUCCUCGGGCACUAGUCAGCAGAGUUUAGUGACAUUGACGCAGGCUCAGCCGCAGGUUUUUCUAACGCACCAGCCCGUCUUCCAGGGCACAAAUAAAGUGGUGAUGCAUACCGCUAGCCCUGUCACCACAUCACCUACGCAGAAAUUGAUGGUGUCGCAGCCAAAGGGGCGCUUUAGUGCCCUUCCGGGUUCCACAAGUGGCCCAAGUAUCAAAGUAAAUUCAAUGGGCAGCUUAAAGACGGAUGUUUCGACGGCUCAGACAAUUGGACACCUCACAACGACGGCCGAUGGGAAGAUUGCCACGAUAAAGUCUCAGCCGUCGAGAGGGGGACUCAAUAUGGUGAUCGAUGUGGAUAGAAAGAGGAUUAUGUAUGCCAAUCUGAAGAAUAGCAGUCAGGCAGUGACUUCGGGGCAGCAAUUUGUUACGCAAAUCAAUCCGCGGAUGGUGAAUAUCGUACCCAUUCAGCAGAUCAAGACACAGGGAGAGCUCCAGGGGACCGUUCAGGCGGGGGCGUCGGCGUCAGCGUCCGCUGGAGCAUCACCGACAUCAGUGAACAACACGGGGAAUGCUGGAAGAUGAAGUGGUGGUCUUGUGAGUGAGUGCGAUGUUUUAUUUGUAAAUAUGUGUUCUAUGUAAUUAUCUCUCAAUAAUUCUAGAGAAAAGUGAAUUAAAGAAAGAUAAAACAA
Molecule: messenger RNA, 3407 nt
Organism: Phlebotomus papatasi
Lineage: Eukaryota; Metazoa; Arthropoda; Insecta; Diptera; Psychodidae
Gene: E(Pc)
Exons: 8
Coding region: 286-3300 (1004 amino acids)
Biological process (GO): regulation of transcription by RNA polymerase II
Cellular component (GO): piccolo histone acetyltransferase complex
Source: RefSeq, a predicted model, not a curated record